AUGAAAGCCGCUUUUUCAGCACAAUACAACCGCCACUUUGUCUCAGCCGGCGUUGAAAAAACCAAAUACCUCCAUCCCGAGUUGGUCGGCGCUGCAAGGUCAGCAUCUCAAGCUGCUGGCUCCGUUCUACAAAGCAUUUCGGGAUCCACUUCUAACGGACGGGAUCAGAAAGAUGGGAUAGACAGUGUUGAUAAUAUUUCAGAAUCAGGAUCGACAGAUAUGCUAGGUACUUUCGUCGCACCAAUACCACCUGCCAUACCGGCCAACUCUGCACCUACUUUAAACAACACUUACCCUUCUCAAUCUCAUUCAUCUUCCUCAUCAACAGAAGCCAAAAGGAAGCGGUCACGUUGGGACUAG
This is a messenger RNA of Protopolystoma xenopodis, 360 nucleotides long. The record is from the annotation of a GenBank genome assembly. NCBI's taxonomy places the organism in Eukaryota, Metazoa, Platyhelminthes, Monogenea, Polystomatidea, Polystomatidae.